Tetrahymena thermophila SB210 is the source of this 1932-nucleotide messenger RNA. RefSeq lists its product as hypothetical. The record is from RefSeq and is a predicted model, not a curated record. The transcript is spliced from 18 exons. Lineage: Eukaryota; Ciliophora; Oligohymenophorea; Hymenostomatida; Tetrahymenidae.
AUGCUUACUUUUUAUCAGAAAGUUUAUUUUUCAAAAUAAAGCUAUGAUAUAAUUUUGAAAUAAAUUUAAACUACAAUAUAUAAUAAAUAGGUAAAAAUUCAGUAGAUUACCUUAAAUUUUAAAUUAAAAUUAAUAAGUUUUAAGAUCUUUUAUGAUAUUAAAUUAUAUAUAUUACCAAAAUAAAUUAAUAAAUAAUUGAAAUAAAUUUUUUAUUUAUUUUUAAACUAAAUUUAGGGUAUUAAUAUAAUUAAAAAAAGGAGUGGUUUAAAAUAGAAUAUAAUUUAGAUGCAACAAAAUAUAACUAGCGCUGAUACCUUUUUUAAAGAAGAGAAAGAAAUAAUACAAAUAUAUGCAAACUCUAACUCAAUAGUUUAAGAUUUAGAAAAAUUUUUGGAAGUUUAAAAAAUUGAUUAGGAGAACAUUUACAUGUUAAACAUAAAAAUGUAAAAUAAAGAAUAAACCACCGAUCAAAAUAGCUCAUAAAAAUAAAAUUUUUUGCCUUAGACAAUUGACUUGCAUGACUUUAAUCUAUUUAAUCCAAAUAUUUAAAUUUUGAAUUUAGAUUUUCAAAACUAAAAAACUAUGCACCAUUAAGUACUUAAAUCAAUUCUAGAACAAUUGAAAGUAUUUUGCUUCAUUAAAUGUGUUAUUAUUACACCUAGAGAAAAAUAAAUAGCUUCAACAAGUUUACUUCAUAUUUCGGGUUUUAUUGAGUAAUUAAUAUACCUAGAAAGUAUUGAAGUAAUAAUACCACAGAACAAAAUAGAUAACAGUGAUGUAAACAAGUUGCUUCAAUCAAUCUAGAUGUAGGUUAAUUUAAAAUAAAUUAAAGUAGUCUUCCAAAAAUUAGUGAAAAUUGAUAACAUUAAUUUUAAGCUAUUAUCUUAGAUACUAAGCAGCUGCACUUUAUUAUAAAAUUUGCAUUUAACAUUUACUAGGAUACAGCAUUCGUUUAGUGAUAUAAAUUUAUUUUUUAUAAAUUUGUAAAAUCUUAAAUUCUUAAAAAACUGGGAACUCAAUAUAAUUGUAAUUCUAUCAAAUAAUUUCUAUGUUGCUGUUAAUUAUCAAGAAGAAGUUAAGAUAAUGUGUCUUGGAUUAAGUGAACCUUUAGUAAAAUCGAGGUUUGUAGCCAAAAUUGAUAACGGAGGUAUUUAUCUUCAAUCUCACUAAAUUGAAAAUAAAAAUGAUGAAAGAGAUAUAUAAAUUACAAUAGGAAGAGAUAUUGUAUUAGGUUCUUAAGGUAGUUAAUUAAUAUGCUAAUAACUAGAAUAAAUUAAGGGAAUAAAAAUGCUAUAGCUUAAUAUCUUAGAGAGAAACUAUGUCAAUGAAAAGGGUAUAAAAUAUUUCACAGAUUGUAUUUUAUCAUUGAAAGAUCAGUUAAGCAGUCUCUCUUUAAAUUUUGAUACAAAUAAUUAAAUUGGAGAAGAUUCUUGUGAUCAAUUUAAUCAAAUUUUGAAUCAUCAUUAAAAUCUAAAGCAAUUGCAACUUUCUAUAGGGAGUGGUGAAAAUGUUAAGGAUAAAACAAUAAGUAUAUUUGAAGGAGUCAAACAGAACAAAUUUCUUGAGAAGCUUUAAAUUAAAAUAGGAGGCUAUAAUUAUAUUGGAUCUCAGAGUUUAUUACCUCUUGAAUCAGAUGAAUUUAAAUUAUAGAAUCUAAAAGAGCUAUCACUUAUAAUUGGGAUAGAAAAUAUUAACAGGGCUGCAAUAAAUCAUUUAACUAAAUUUAUUGUAAAUCAUGAGACUAUUCAGAAUCUCUCUAUUAUCAUUUAAGAAUCAUUUGUUUACGAAGAUUUAAGGCAGUUAACCAUGAUCUUAGCAAAGUUUAGGCACUUAAUAACUCUACAUUUUAGAUUCAUGAUAGGAUAUGAAGAUUCAAUAAUAAUUGAAAAGAAGUUAAAGAAAAAUAAAUAUUUAGUAGAAUUAUUUGUAUGA